AUGGGUGGUACUAGAGAUAAAAAAGUUCAAUACUUCUCCAAGUUGAGAGAGUUGUUAGAAGAAUACAAGUCAAUCUUCGUUGUUGGAGUUGACAAUGUUUCUUCUCAACAGAUGCACGAGAUCAGAAAGGCCUUGAGAAACGAUGCCGUUGUGUUGAUGGGUAAAAACACCAUGGUUAGAAGAGCCAUCAGAGGAUUCCUUUCCGAAUUGCCAGACUAUGAAAAAUUGUUGCCAUUUGUUAAAGGUAACGUUGGUUUCAUCUUCACCAAUGCCGAUUUGAAAACCAUUAGAGACACCAUCACCGCCAACGUUGUUGCUGCUCCAGCCAGAGCCGGUGCCGUUGCUCCUGCCGACGUUUGGAUCCCAGCCGGUAACACCGGUAUGGAGCCAGGUAAGACCUCCUUCUUCCAAGCCUUGGGUGUUCCAACCAAGAUUGCCAGAGGUACCAUUGAAAUUGUUUCCGACGUCAAGGUUGUUGAAAAGGACGGUAAGGUCGGUCCUUCCGAAGCUACCUUGUUGAACAUGUUGAACAUUUCUCCAUUCACCUACGGUAUGACUGUUGUCCAAGUCUACGACAAUGGCCAAGUCUUCCCAUCAUCGAUCUUGGACAUCACCGACGACGAGUUGAUUUCCCACUUUGUCAGCGCCAUCAACGCCAUUGCCUCCAUCUCCUUGGCUGUUGGCUACCCAACCUUGCCAUCAGUUGGUCACUCUUUAAUCAACAACUACAAGAACGUCUUGGCCUUGUCGAUUGCUACCGACUACACUUUUGAAGGUUCCGAGGCCAUCAAGGACAGAUUGGCAAACCCAGAAGCUUACGCUGCUGCUGCUCCAGUUGCUGCUGCUGCAGGUGGUGCCGAAGAAUCUGCUGCCGCCGAAGCUGCUCCAGAAGAAGACGCUGAAGAGUCUGAUGAGGAUAUGGGAUUCGGUUUAUUCGAUUAA
Lodderomyces beijingensis is the source of this 942-nucleotide messenger RNA. Lineage: Eukaryota; Fungi; Ascomycota; Pichiomycetes; Serinales; Debaryomycetaceae. The record is from the annotation of a GenBank genome assembly.